AUGACGAGCCCUAAGGUAGAGUUACUCGUUAAGUUACAUCGAGAGAUCUGCGGUGUUCACAGCUUAACGGGAUACUUGCAGUAUCUGGCCCGGCAUUCAAAGAUUGACGGGCGCCAAGAGUUCCUACGAAACUAUGAUUCAGGCCAGUAUUUUCUGAGGUACCAAUAUGGCAAUGCUUAUAUUCGUCAACUAACGAACGCAACCACACGGCGCGCACCGCAAAUGGCUCUCGAGAACUUAGAGGAUAGGGGAGUUUUCUCCAAUGGAGAGCACAAAGCAUUGGAAAAAUACCUCGAGAAGCUGCUUGUAGAUGAAAUCAAUUUUGAAUCUAUAAGAAGGACCAGAGCUCGGGGCAAAAAUUUCCGGUAUAAUAGCAAGAUAUCAUAGCGGUGGGAGGUUUCGACUUACUUAUACGGACGCUGACUUCCGCAAGUUGACCGGAUUUAGUAAGUUCGAUCUCGAUCGCAUAGUCAAGGCACUGAAGAUACCUUCUAACAUUGGCUCUUACUCACUUGACGCUUUCGAAUGUUUCUUCAUCUUCAUCGUUAGAAUGAGAAGUGGCUGUACUUACACAGUACUGACCAGCAUUUGCGGCAGAGAACCCACUACAAUAUCCAAGAUUAUCACAUUUAUGACAUGCUACUUGUUCCACAUUGUAAGCCCAUCUCUGUCAGUUGCAAAUGCGCCGUGGCUUGCGAGCCGCUUAUCGCUCAUCGACCAAAGCCUUCUGAGAUCCAACAAAUCAGUCCCUAACAGCAGAAUUGUGGGCUUUAUCGAUGGCACGCACGUCAAGAUUGCGAGGCCGCAUGGAAGUUCUGAAUUGCAAAAUUCAGCGUAUAGCGGGCAUAAAAAACUCAUAUCUUGAAGUAUCAAGCGGUGACAACGCCUGAUGGUAUUUGCAUAGAUUUAGCAGGACCCUUCGCUGGUAGUCAGCACGACUCCUUUCUUUUAGCAAAUAGCGGCUUAUACGGAAGAUUGAAGCCAGCUCUAAAGAUCAGUAGCGUUCAAUACAGAAUAUACGGGGAUCCUGCGUAUCGGAGUUCUGACGUGCUCACGGUGGGGUUUAAAGGACAGAAUCUGACAGCUGCCGAAAAAAACUACAACAAAACCCUGGCGAAAUCUCGUGUUUCGAUAGAGUGGUUUUUUGGUGCGGUAAAGAACGACUUCCAGAUUUUCAAUGCCCUGGGAAAACUGAAAGUAGGUAGAGUGAGAUUUUGCGGUGCGUACUUUACCAUCGCUGUCUUUCUGACAAACCUCAAACAUUGUCUAGAAGGAUCGCAAGGAUCCAAGUACUUUGGUAUUGACCCACCAUCCUUCGAGGAAUUCACGAGUAGGCUCAAAUUUCCAAAAUAUUUUGACAAUUUUAUUAUCGAUAAUCAAGGAGAGGGCACUUACUACUCUAGACAGUAUGAGCACUUAAGCUUUGAUCAACUGGAAAACCUUGCUUGA
This is a messenger RNA of Lachancea sp. 'fantastica', 1449 nucleotides long. NCBI's taxonomy places the organism in Eukaryota, Fungi, Ascomycota, Saccharomycetes, Saccharomycetales, Saccharomycetaceae. The record is from the annotation of a GenBank genome assembly.